CGAUGGCCCCUAUUACGUGACGAUUGAAGUGUGAUCCGGACGCCGUAAUACCAAACAGAGUCUGAUGAUGGAGACUCUAAAGGAAAUACAGGAUCAAUUCCUAAAAUGUCCCGUCUGUUUACAGAACUACACAUCUCCGAAACUUCUUCCGUGCCUCCAUACAUUUUGUCGUCAAUGCCUCGUGGAAGUGCUGAAGAAAUCCAUUGGGGAUGACAAUGGUAGUUCAACAGAGAGCGAUUCCGAAACUGAAAAACCUGCCCCACACGGAAAACAUUUCAAUUGCCCGGUUUGUCGGGCUGAUAUAGAGUUGAAUGUUCCUAACGGAAAUUCUAACUUCGCACAAUGGACCGAUAUGUUUCCGGAUAAUCACUUCGUAAGUAGUUUGAUGGAAAAAAUCGACAUGCAAGCGACAGAUAAAUAUUGUGAGAGUUGUUGUCGAGACGGAAACAGAAUUGGGGCCAAAGCCGAAAAUUGGUGUCAGACGUGUAAAGUGGUUUUCUGUGAUUCUUGUAUAAAAGCACACAACGUCAUCAAAGCUUGCCGAGAGCAUAUUGUGGUUUCCCUCAGAGACAUGCGUAAUGAUCCACUUGAGUCCAUCCGGUCAAAUAAAAAAGAAAUUCCAUGUUUUCAUCACAGAGACAAGGUUAUUGAAUACUACUGUGUCGAUUGUCACGUGACUAUCUGUUCGUCGUGCGUUGCUGUGCAACACAGACGAUGUGAAAUGGUAGAAACCUUGGUUGAUGCAGCACAAAAGUUAAAACCGGAAACGGAAUAUGUACAAAGAAAUCUCCAGAUGCAGAACGAGGUUUUACGAGAAUGGCGUGAAGAGCACGAGAAGGAACUCGGCGAACUCUCAACCAACAAAGAAAUGAUCAUGAAAGAAAUGUCGACGAUAAGGAAAAGGGUUAAUGAAGCAUUAGAGAAUUUAGAAAACAAGCUCAUUGUUGACCUUGAUCAGAAGAAUAUGCAGACAGCAACUGUUGUGAAGGGCAGAAUGAACGAGAUCGAUGAAAUGAAGAAAAAUGUCAACAACACAGGAACUUUUCUCAAAAAUCUAAUCCAAUUUGGUAGUGAUUCGGAGCUUCUCACUGUUUUUGAUGCCAUCAAGCUCCAAGUAGAUGAUAUGCGCGCCAACAUUCAGAAAUCCCGUUUGAGCAAAUUGAGCACUCGGCAUAGACUUAUCCCGGACUCAAGCGUACAGAGAUUGCUUGAGUUACACUCUAUUGGGAAGAUCGUGGAUUUAGUGGAUUUGAAGAAGGAAACUUUUCUCAACAUGAACGGGUUGUCAGAGAAAGAAGGACAACCUCCUCAGAGACGGUCGUCAAUCAAGCGUACAGGAACGUUUCGCGUUGAACGGUCUCCAACUCAAUCUCCAGCUUCCACGAUGAUGA
Molecule: messenger RNA, 1391 nt
Organism: Pecten maximus
Lineage: Eukaryota; Metazoa; Mollusca; Bivalvia; Pectinida; Pectinidae
Product: tripartite motif-containing protein 45-like
Exons: 1
Biological process (GO): positive regulation of DNA-templated transcription
Cellular component (GO): nucleoplasm; chromatin
Molecular function (GO): ubiquitin-protein transferase activity; zinc ion binding
Source: RefSeq, a predicted model, not a curated record